Messenger RNA from Bombus terrestris (buff-tailed bumblebee), 1637 nucleotides. It is a transcript of the gene Pabp2, whose product is annotated as polyadenylate-binding protein 2-B. Gene Ontology annotation, molecular function: RNA binding. NCBI's taxonomy places the organism in Eukaryota, Metazoa, Arthropoda, Insecta, Hymenoptera, Apidae. The coding region runs from base 143 to 1414 and encodes 423 amino acids. Gene Ontology annotation, cellular component: alpha DNA polymerase:primase complex. The transcript has 4 exons. Gene Ontology annotation, biological process: DNA replication, synthesis of primer. The record is from RefSeq and is a predicted model, not a curated record.
AUAUGUGACAUUCAGUCUUGAUUAUUCAAGUAUAAUUGGACGUAAUAGUUUUGAACAAUGUUUAACGUUAGCAAUUAUUCAGAUACAAAAAUGUUUUGUAAUUAAAAAAUAGUAAUCUUUAAAAGUAUUAUUUAUUUAAAAAAUGUUUUAUAUUAAAACUCCUACAGGGCAAAUAUCAUUUCAUAUUAUAGAAAAGUGCGUCCUUGAUAGGUUAGAAUACUUACAAUUAUUGUACGAGGGUAAACCUCAUGAAUUUAAUGGUGAUUUUGAGUAUUUAUUAGAAAAUUCAGUAUAUGAUAAAAUUGGACAUUUUAUAUUGCGAUUAUUAGCAUCUGUGUCACAGGAGAUAUGUAAUUAUUGGGUUAUCAGAGAAACGUUAUUAUUCCAAACUAGGCUGAAUUAUAUUUUACCAAGACAAUUAUAUAGGCUAUUUAAGAGUAUUUUAUAUCAAUUAGGCGAGCUUAAAGAUAAAAAAGGAUUGAUUAAUAGAACAUUAAUCGAUAUAUGUAGUUUCUUCUCAAAACCACUUGUCUUUAAACAUAUUGUAUCAAAAAAUCAUACAGGGGAUUGUGAUUUUCAUAAAACUAAAGUGAGACAUGAGGCAGUACCAGAUUUAAUAAAGAAAAGAAAACUAGACUUGAGUGCAGGAUAUGCUAUUGUAUACUGCUCCAAAUGGAAAAAAAUAUUAAAAUCAUUGUUUUACACUUACAUAAGUAAUGAAGUAAUAUGCAUGAAAUCAAAAGCACAAUAUAUUAUAAAUCAGGAUAUUAGACUUAAUUACUUAUAUUACAAAAUUCAUUCUAAAAUAUUGCAAGAAAAUCAAAUAUCUAUCAAAUAUGGAAAUAUAACUAAAAAAAAUAUAGACAUAGAAAUAAAAAAUUUUCCACUUUGUAUGCAACACCUGCACACAAAACUAAGAACGACACAUAGACUUAGUCACUAUGCUCGUUUUUAUUAUAGUUUAUUUUUAAAAGAUGGUGGAAUGAAACUAGAGGAUGCUAUAAAUUAUUGGAAAGAAGAAUAUUCUAAACCUCAUUCCUGUUCUUCUAGUUGUUUACAUAAUUGGAAAUCAAAUGAACGAAAAUUUAUGUACAGUAUUCGUCACCUUUAUGGAUUAGAAGGAUCUCGGAAAAAUUAUAAAUCUCCUACUUGCGAGUUGAUAUGUAUGAAUACAUCAAAUCCCAUGUAUGAAGGAGGAUGUCCAUUUAAAAACUUUGAUGUAAAUACUUUAAAAGAUCUUUUAUCUUCAUCAUUAUCAAGUGAUUGUGUAACAAAUUUAUUGAAAACUACAUGUUCUCAAACUCCUCAGAUUUCUUGUGCUAAAUAUUUUAUGAUGCUAAAUCAAAAUAACAACAAUAAUAUUGUUAUUAAUAGCCCUUUACAAUAUUAUUUUACAAUGAUUAAUCAAAUUUAGAUAUAUAAAACAUGAAUUUGGUAUUAAAUAUAAAUUAGAAGCAUUUUAAUCUCAAAUAUUUAGUGCAAUAAAAUAUAAAAAUAAAGCUAUUUAUUAUAUACAUUUCUCUAUAAUUAUAAAAAUUAAAAUUUUUUAAGAACACUUUCUACAAGUGCAUGAUUCACACCAUUUUUAACAAAUAUACAAGUAACACCAAGUUUACCCACAUCAACAAUAUUUCUAU